AUGCGAACAACUCUUCUAUUGUUAACCUUGCUACUGAUACUCUCCUGCAUCUGUACAUGUGCAGCAGCAGAGAGGAUACCACUGCCGGUGCCACGUGUGGGUGGAUACGCUACCGAGGCAAAGAGCAAAGGGAGGCCAGACAAAAUACCAAAUCCAAAAGGCACAGAUCAGACUCCGAAAGAAGUAAACGAAUCGUGGAAUAACGGUGAAUUCACUACCACCACACCAUCUCUCAGUAUGAGUGAGUCCAUGAGUGCCUCUGCCACUCUUCCUCUCACUGACACCACUACUGUUGCCCCAACACCAGAUGAACAACAACAAGAAGGAUCAUCAGAGGGACAGGCCGCCCCUGCUGAGGAGUCAACUACGACGAGCACCGCAGCACCGAAGAAGAAGAAGAAGGACGGCGGCCGCGGCCCUGAGUGGCUGCACGGCCCGCUGGUGCUGCUCGCCGCCCUCACCGCCGCAGCGCUGUGCUGA
Messenger RNA from Trypanosoma theileri, 480 nucleotides. RefSeq lists its product as uncharacterized. The transcript has a single exon. The record is from RefSeq and is a predicted model, not a curated record. Bases 1 to 480 code for a protein of 159 amino acids. Lineage: Eukaryota; Euglenozoa; Kinetoplastea; Trypanosomatida; Trypanosomatidae.